CUUGUCGAGUCAGCAACAGUCAAGGUGAGCAUCGUUGCCUACAUUGCAGGCAAGCCUACAGCACGUUGAUUUCGAGGGGAGGGUGAGCGCCUGGCGGCGAGGGAGGGGUCGAGUCACUGCAGGUGAUGGAAUACGCUGGCCAACAAUGACUUGGAUUCGGACGCUCAGUCCAGGGCCUUUUGUGACUUGCAUGGGCGCUCAAAGAGCUUGGGAGGAGUAGCUGUACAUUGCAGAAUGACUCUGAUGCUGCUUUUGCGAGAGGAGAGCAGGCCAUCUAGGCAGACUGUUACUUGUAGCAGUAAUAUGCCUGCGACUGGGUAUGCAGCUUAGACAGGCUAGCUUCUCUCCGUGUUACAAAAGGGAGCAAUUGAGGAGCGCAUUUGAAUGGGAGGUCUGAUGCAUCGUGUCCAUUUCAGGUAACAUAUCAAGAUGGUUAAUCUUCGCUCUCAAAAGAGGCUCGCUGCCUCCGUUCUCGGUGUCGGCAAGCGUAAGGUCUGGCUCGACCCAGCAGAGCAGACCGACAUUGGCAAUGCCAACUCGCGUGCCAACAUUCGCAAGCUCAUCAAGGAUGGCCAAAUCAUCAAGAAGCCGGUCGUUGGUCACUCCCGAUCGCGCACCCGUGACCUCCACGCUGCCAAGCGGCUUGGAAGGCACACUGGUACCGGUAAGCGCAAGGGUACGAAUGAGGCCCGUAUGCCAACCAAGGUCCUCUGGAUGCGACGUCAGCGUGUUCUUAGGCGGCUGCUUCGGAAGUACAGAGAGUCGGGAAAGAUCGACAAGCACCUGUACCACGAGCUUUACCUGAAGAGCAAGGGUAACGUCUUUAAGAACAAGCGUGUUCUCAUGGAGCACAUCCACAAGGCUAAGGCAGAGAAGACCCGUAGCAAGCACCUCGCAGACCAGAUGGAGGCACGUCGUCUCCGCAACAAGGCUAUGCGCGAGAGGAGGACGCUGCGUCUGGCCGAGAAGCGGGCGGCUGUCAACGCUGUCGAGCUCGAGGCCGAGGAGAAGAAGUAAAUGCACACUUGAAUUGCGCAUGCUUCACUCUUACGUCCAGCGACGUACGGGAAGGGUUUCCGUGUCAUCUCAAGCGGACACGCAUUCAUGGUGGCUGAGAGUUAGGGCUAGAGCACACAAGGACAUGUGCAUGGCUUCGCGGAGCACGGAAGGACGGCAAUUUGCGCAUUGCACAUGCCCGAUCUUCUGCAGCUGCUUGUCAUGCACUCACGCUUCGCACUUUCAACGCAAACUUUGGCAUGCAACCCUCAUCUGCCUCACACCCACAUGCAUCCAACCCUUCAAAACUCAGUCCCGGUCGAGCAGACCAGGACCUCU
This is a messenger RNA of Tilletiaria anomala UBC 951, 1335 nucleotides long. Its product is annotated as putative RPL19B-60S large subunit ribosomal protein L19.e. The coding region runs from base 430 to 1017 and encodes 195 amino acids. The record is from RefSeq and is a predicted model, not a curated record. The transcript has 2 exons. Gene Ontology annotation, molecular function: structural constituent of ribosome; RNA binding. Gene Ontology annotation, biological process: translation. Lineage: Eukaryota; Fungi; Basidiomycota; Exobasidiomycetes; Georgefischeriales; Tilletiariaceae. Gene Ontology annotation, cellular component: cytosolic large ribosomal subunit; ribosome.